Messenger RNA from Saccharomyces mikatae IFO 1815, 4203 nucleotides. RefSeq names its product Mhp1p (gene MHP1). NCBI's taxonomy places the organism in Eukaryota, Fungi, Ascomycota, Saccharomycetes, Saccharomycetales, Saccharomycetaceae. The coding region runs from base 1 to 4203 and encodes 1400 amino acids. The transcript has a single exon. The record is from RefSeq and is a predicted model, not a curated record.
AUGGAUUCUAAGGACACACAAAAGUUACUUAAGGAGCACCGAAUCCCUUGCAUCGACGUUGGAUGGUUGGUCAGACCCAGUGCCUCCACCGUAAGCAGCCUCAGGCAUGGGAAGUCUAGGUCCAAGGGCGACAGUGUGGCUCCUGACGUCCAGAUGGACACUGCUCGCUCGCCCGUUUUCGAAAUGUCUGUAGACUCGUCUAGCAGCAUUCUUUCUUCAAAUGACAAAGCACGUCGUCACUCAGUAGCAGCAAGCUCGCUAAUGAACAACCAGCGCUUCAGCAUUGGCGCCACUGCUGGUUCUACGAACAUCCCACCCCCUAGGGGAAGGUCCAAGUCAGUGGUGGAGGCUAACGUUUCUAGCGUUGAAGCUGACGCAGGCCGUCGCCACCAUCACCAUCAUCACACAGAAGAUACUCCUGCGCCCAAGAAAAUUGGAUUUUUCAAGAGCUUAUUUGGCCAUAGGAAAAAGGAUCAGGAACAACAAGAAAAGGAAAGAGAAAGGAAAGAGCACUCAUGCUCACGCUCGCCCUCUCCAACUCACGUAGACGGCAGGGCCGCCGUAAGAAGAGAACGAACUGCUACUAUAUCUGCUGAAUCACCCCCGCCGUUACAGUACGAUACUCCGCUCUCUUAUAACGAUGGCAUGGUACCGCUAACAAGGUCUAAGACGGAAUCAGAGGUAUACUACGAAAAUCAUCCACAAAACCGCUACCAUGGCCGUGUGGCCGCAUAUCACACCCCAGAAGAAGGUCAGACUGACGAUUCUUCCCCCAUGGACGAUCGUGACUGCGAUAGUUCUCGCCCUGACCCGCGAUUGAUGGAUUUUUUGCGCUAUUACAAAUCUAAGGACUACAAAUUAGCCGCCUUUAAAGAGGGAAACUUUAUAAAAUCAUCUGCCUCUCCCCCAGUCAAGAGAAGUACACGCGCUUCGUUCUCAUUUCAUAACGACAGGCCAGCGCCUCCCAAAGAAAGUGUUCACCAGAAAUUUGACGCUAAGGGGAGACCUAUUCCACCUCAUCCUGACAAACCAAAAUUGCCGCCUGCUUUCAAGAAGAAGCAAUUAACCAGUGCAUCAGUAGCAGACGCAGUGAAUUCCAACUCCGAUGUUUCCUCAUCAACGCAGAACAAUAAUCCGGCACCUUCCUCCCAUAAGUUCGGCGCAUUUUUAAGGAAAGUUACUUCUUACGGGAACAAUAACAACAGCAACUCCUCUUCCAUUUCUGCCAGCAACAACAACAACAACCCAGAUAUCUCAUCAACAUCGCUAUGGUCUUUUAAUUCAAUGGAGUUCGAUCCCUCGAAAAUAACCACCGUUCCUGGCCUUGAGCAUGUAAAGCCCUUGAAACACGUAUCCUUCGCUACAAACACGUAUUUCAACGAUCCCCCACAACAAAUAUGUAGUAAAAACCCUCGCAAGGGUGAGGUGGAAGUGAAGCCCAAUGGGUCUGUUGUCAUACACAGGUUAACCCCACAAGAACGGAAAAAAAUCAUGGAAACGACCAGUUUGGGCGUUGUGGUGGGGGGUACCGGACAAUUGAAACUAUUAAAUCCUGAAGAAGACGAUGCUAACGCCAAGAGUAAAGAAGAAAUGGCUCCUCAAAAGCAAAACACAAUAGAACCACACGAUGACGAAGACAAUAAUUCUCAGAGGAGAAACAUCGUUAUGGCUGCUGCGGAAGCCGCUGCAGAGGCGCGAGCUAAAGAGGCUCCAAACGAAUUGAAACGUAUUGUUACCAACAAUGAAGAAGAGGUUACUGUCAGUAAGACCGCCAGUCAUUUGACUAUUGACAAACCGAUGAUUUCCAGAAGGGGUGCUUCUACAUCUUCUUUGGCUUCUAUGGUAUCCAGCGAUACAAAUGGCACGAACGCAGAUGACGAAGGAGAGAUCAUGCCUCCCACUUGUUUGAAGAUUCCUCACGACAUUGUGUAUACCCGUUGUUGCCACUUACGAGAAAUUCUACCGAUACCGGCUACUCUCAAGCAAUUGAAAAAAGGCUCCACAGAUCCUAUCCCCAUACUACAGUUACGUAACCCAAGACCUUCAAUGGUGGAAAUUUGGUCAUUCAGCGAUUUCUUGAGUAUUGCUCCCGUGUUGUGCCUUUCUUUGGACGGCGUACAAUUGACUGUCUCAAUGCUUAGAAUUAUUUUGAGUUCGUUAAUCUAUAAAGGAAAUUUUCAAAAGCUUUCCCUAAGAAACACUCCCUUAGAUGAAGAAGGAUGGAAAGUUUUGUGUUAUUUUGUCUCCAAGGCCAAGUCGUUGCACUCGAUUGACUUGACAAUGGUACCCUCCAUCAAGACAAACGUACAAAAGCCUUCGAAAUCCUCUUUGAAGUCAAAAGUUUUGAGAAUGCAAUGCAACUUAGAAAAUAGGUCUGACAUGAAUUGGGAUCUCUUGACGGCUUCUAUUGCCCUAAUGGGCGGUUUGGAGGAAAUCGUAAUUUCUGGGGCGCAAAUGAAUGCCGCACAAUUCAAAAACUUCAUCCUCGUUGCAUGCAUAGCCACUGAGAGAUUGGGGCUGGCUUAUAAUGGGCUGACCAACAGUCAAUGCGAUGAUUUAGCUAAAUGGAUGGUUCAAUCUAAAGUGACAGGCCUAGAUGUCGGUUUCAACGAUUUGAAUGGCAAACUAUCUUCCUUCACAGACGCUGUUUUAGGCAAAAUCCAAAAGGCUAACGAGAAAAACGUAUUCAAGUUUUUAUCGUUGAAUGGGACAAACUUAACAGUUAACGAACAUGACACUUUUGAGAAUAAUGAGGUUUUAAAAUUAAUCAGUGUUUUAUGCUACUCAGAAAAUUUAAAAUUCUUGGAUAUAUCGAACAACCCUGCCAUUUUCCCACAUUGUGUCCCAACUUUAAUCGAUUUUCUACCUGUUUUCGUUAAUUUGGUCCGUUUGCAUAUUGACUACAAUAAUUUAAGCUCCACCAGUGUAGUUAUGUUGGCUGAGGUAUUACCCAUGUGUUCAAGAUUGAACUAUUUCUCCAUGCUAGGAACGGAAUUGGAUUUGGCAUCUUCCAAGGCUUUAGCAGAGGCAGUGAGAAAGAGUUCAUCUCUGAUGACUUUGGACAUAGAUUACGUUUAUAUGCCGGAAAACAUUAAGGAAAAAAUUUCAUUGUAUGCCUUGAGGAACAUUCAGGGUGAGUUGAAAAGAGUACACGAUGACGAUAAAGAUAUCAAAGACACUCAAUUCUCAAGUUUACAGGAUCAAUUGUCGGUUUUGUUAACCGAAAAGGCAGAUAAUUCCGAGCAUUACAACAAAAUGGUUGAAAAUUUCAUGGCCAAGAUUGCAUUGGCACGUAUCAAGAUUAGUAAAGUGGUUCAUGAUCUUUUCGAUUUGAAACUUAAUGGUCAAUUAAAUCUUGAAGGCAAAGAAGCUUUGAUUAGAUUGUGCUUCAUCGAGGCAAGUUUGGAAAGAGGUUGCGACCUGCUGAAACAAAGGCAUCAUAACACUUUGAAAAUACCAGACUUGGUGUCAAAAGACCCAAAAUCAGGUAACCAAGCAGUUCCGAAUUCAGAAAGUUGUCAAAGGAUAUUACUGAGUUCAUCUAUCUUACAAAAUUCAGAUCACAUUGCGCUAAUGCCAUUCGGCAGUGCAAUAGUUGAAAAAUCAAGUCCUGAUGCAGAAGAUGCCGUAGAAUUUAGAGAAGGCGAUGACUCAAACGUAAAUCACGAGUUGGCACCAGCAGAUGACCAACAAUCUAGAGAUCAAGUCGAUAUCAAGAAUAAAUAUUCCAUUAUAAAAAGAGAACUAGAACACGAAAAGCUUGUUGGCGGCGGCGACUUACCCGUGGACAAGGAAAUUCUAAAUCGCGCUGCACAAUCCUUAGAUAGUGAUCAGAUAAAGGAAUUUUUAUUGAAAAAUGAUGUCUCCACUAUAUUAGGUGUCAUUGAUGAGCUGCAUAGCCAAGGAUAUCACUUGCAUCAGAUUUUCAAGAAGCAAGAAAAUCAAGAGGAUACUGCCUUCCAAACAAAGGAUGCACUGGAUCCAUCGCAAGCGGACGAUUCAAGUGCCAAUGCAUCUCCCACAACUGACAAGACAUUAUCAAGCUCUAAUGCUACUAAGACGAAUAAUGGUUCCCAGAUUCCUCCCACUGAUGCGCCUGAGUUUAAAAAAUUUAUGAACAAUGCAGAGGAAAAUGCCAUCGACGCUGCGUAUGAUGAUGUGCUAGAUAAAAUUCAGGAUGCGCGGAACAGUAAUACCAAAUAA